UUUAACGUUAAUGACAACCUUGUAUUUAUUGUUAUUUUCUUAGGAAGUUCCUAUGCGCCCGAUUUGUAAUUUUUCCGAUACCCCUUUUAGUGACGAUGAGGAGGACAUAGAAUUCGUCGACAUCACGCUAACAACUCAUUUUUCCGGAAACUCCCUCUACGGUGAUUCAGACACUCUUACGGACGCUGAGGAUUUCUUGUCAUCAGACGACGACUGUUCAGAAUUAGAAAAUGAAAAGGAUUCUUCGGAUAAGGAAUUGAAUUCGAAUUCGGGGUCGAACGGCAACGAAGAAUCAACAAACAAAAAUGACACAGUCAAUGCAAUUCCAAACGACGGCGGCAACAGAAAUAUUCCAGGAAAUGUCGAAGAUAGUUGAACUCUCCUCAAACUGAUUCAGAAAUGAUGCGGCAUUGACGACAAACGACGCAAGACAUGAUCUAUAAACACCGAGUGGAUUUUUUU
Messenger RNA from Cimex lectularius (bed bug), 462 nucleotides. RefSeq lists its product as uncharacterized. The record is from RefSeq and is a predicted model, not a curated record. The transcript has 2 exons. Bases 53 to 376 code for a protein of 107 amino acids. NCBI's taxonomy places the organism in Eukaryota, Metazoa, Arthropoda, Insecta, Hemiptera, Cimicidae.